AUGAAUAUUUUAUUUGGAAUAAGUGGUAGUAUAGCAGCAAUUAAAACGAAUGAAAUUGUUGAGAAAUUAAAAGAUGAGUGUAAAUUAAAUAAUAUAGUAAUCGAUAUUAGAUUUGUUGCAACGAAUAUUGCUUACGAAAAAUUUUUAAAAGAUUUUAAUGACAAGGUUUAUUUAGAUAAAGAUGAAUGGUUAUGGGAAAAAAGAGGAGAUGAUAUUUUACAUAUAGAAUUAAGAAAAUGGGCUGACAUAUUUAUCUUAUGUCCAUUAGAUGCUAAUACGUUGGCAAGUAUAUCAAACGGCCUCUGUCCAAACCUUUUAACUUGUAUAUGUCGAUGCUGGGAUUUUAAUAAAAUCUGCUUAGUAUUUCCAUGCAUGAAUACUUAUAUGUAUAAUCAUCCAAUAACAAAACAACAACUAGAUAUAAUAUCUUUAUGGGGUAUGAAGGUUGUAAAUCCAAUCGAAAAGAUUUUAGCUUGUGGAGAAUAUGGUAUGGGAGCUUUGCCCCAUGUAGAAAAUGUCGUUUUUGAGAUUAUGAAAUAUAUACAAGAUAUGAAAUAA
Messenger RNA from Plasmodium falciparum 3D7, 558 nucleotides. RefSeq names its product putative phosphopantothenoylcysteine decarboxylase (gene PPCDC). The record is from RefSeq and is a predicted model, not a curated record. NCBI's taxonomy places the organism in Eukaryota, Apicomplexa, Aconoidasida, Haemosporida, Plasmodiidae. Gene Ontology annotation, molecular function: phosphopantothenoylcysteine decarboxylase activity; catalytic activity.